Micropterus dolomieu (smallmouth bass) is the source of this 4497-nucleotide messenger RNA. It is a transcript of the gene bag6, whose product is annotated as BCL2 associated athanogene 6. Bases 350 to 4054 code for a protein of 1234 amino acids. Gene Ontology annotation, molecular function: misfolded protein binding; polyubiquitin modification-dependent protein binding. The transcript has 26 exons. NCBI's taxonomy places the organism in Eukaryota, Metazoa, Chordata, Actinopteri, Centrarchiformes, Centrarchidae. The record is from RefSeq and is a predicted model, not a curated record. Gene Ontology annotation, cellular component: BAT3 complex.
AGCCCAUGACGCCUGGAAAUGCACAACGGUCAGGCAUUUUCCAGCUUUGGCUAGGAAAUCUUCAAACUGCUGGCGAGUUGUUGCUUCCACGACAUUCGCCAUUUUUGCUUUCCCCUGUGCAGCGGUUCCGGUGUCGGCCUGACGUCACAUCCGUGCAGCCUGGUGGCUUCUAGCAAGUACCAGAGCUUGUACUUGGAAAUUAUUUGCAUGGUUUUUGAUGAUAAGGAACAGCUGCAUACACUGGAUAGGUUGAAAAGGAUAGUUUGACUUUUAAGUGAUUUCAAAGAGGAAAGAGAAGCAAGUACUCGCACUUUAAUAGCUGGAACCACUGAAUGUUUGGAGGAACGCCAUGGAAGAACAAACUGCAGACAUAGAGGUGACAGUCAAAACAUUAGACUCCCAAAGCAGAACCUACACUGUUGGUGCUCAGUUGACAGUGAAGGAGUUCAAGGAACACAUUGCCUCUUCAGUGGGUAUCCCCGUGGACAAACAGAGGCUGAUCUACCAGGGCAGAGUCUUACAGGAUGAAAGGACUCUGGCAGAUUACAAUGUGGGUGGCAAGGUGAUACACCUUGUGGAGCGGGCGCCUCCUCCGCCCUCCCAGCCUGGCUCAGGGUCAGGUGUGACUUCAACCGACAGUGGACCCACUUCGUCCUCCCAGGGAACAUCACAAGUGCCUCCACAUGAUCGCAACGCUAACAGCUAUGUAAUGCUUGGCACCUUCAACCUUCCUGUUAACAUCAUGGACCCCCAGCAGAUACAGAUGUCAGUUCAGCAGAUGGUGUCUGGCAUGGGAGAAAAUGCCAGGAAUGCCAGAGUCACAACCAGUACUGGGAGCAAUGGGUCUGUGAAUGUGCACAUUGAUAUGGACCAACCAGUGCAGAGCGAGCCUAGGCUGAGGCUAGUGCUGGCUGAAAACCUGCUGAGGGACAUCAAUGAUGUUGUCCACAGAAUGGAGGCUCGGCCGAGCGACUCAUCCUCCCAAACAGAGACAACUUCUGCUGCUUCUGCUCCCCCUCCUCCCUCAUCUUCGUCUACCACCUCCACUCCCUCUCCUUCUGCGCAGCCCAUGGACACCUCUCCACCUCCAACAACUCCCCCACCUCCACCCACCUCUUCAACACAAUCUGAGGGACCAACACCCCAACCUGGACCCAAUCAUCCCAGCCCAGCUGAGUUGGCGGAGAUGUUGUCUGAGCUGCGGAGGGUGGAGGAGAGGCUGCAGCCCUUUAUUCAGAGAGCUCAUACCAUCCUGGAGACAGCCACCACCGCAGAAUACAACAAUAAUACAGAGAGAGAAGAGGACCAGCGCACUCUUAUCCUGACGUGGGAGUGUCUCCGUCUUCUUGGCAAUGCCCUUGUGGCCCUCAGUGACCUGCGAUUGAACCUCAUGAGCCCUGUGCCGCGCCACCUACAUGUGGUCCGGCCGUUCUCCCACUAUGCCACCCCAGUCACUCUGCCUGGAGCUGUGCACCACCAUAUCCCAGUCCAAAUGAACCUGGGUGCCACAGUCACUGCUGCUGCUAACAGCACUGAGGGACAUGCCCCGCCCAACCAAACAGCCAACCAGUCGGAGCAGGCAGGUCAGGGACAGACCUCCCCCCCACAGACUUCCCCGUCCAAUCAGCAGGCUGGACAGGGACAGGCUGGCCCCCGGGUCAUCAGGAUCAGCCACCAGGCAGUCCCGGUGGUCAUGAUGCAGAUGAACACGGACGGCCCAAGUGCAAACCCUGCUGCAGCUGGACAGCAAAUGCCUGGACAACCGGGUGCCCUCCCCCCUGACUUUAUGCGGAAUCUCAUGCAACAGAUCAGCCAAUAUGCCGCUGCUGUAGCUACUAGCGCUGCCGCCGCCACCGCAACUGGCCAACCAGUCCCACCUCAGCCCACCCCUCCUGGCUACAGCUCCACAGCCAACUCCUCAACUACCACCACGGGUCCUAACACACCCACCACCACCCCUACUGCACCCCCACCACCACCCCACACUGGCCCCCAGCCCCAGGCCAGGGUUGUGUUCACCAGACCCCCAUUUGCACCUAACAUGCCCCCUCCAGCCUUCGCCACCCGGGGAACCACCAUCAAUGUGAGGGCUGCCAUGCCAGGCCAGCAGCCAGGACAGGCUUUUAACCCUGCUGCUCUCAACCAGAUGAUUAGUGGACUGGUUGGACAACUUUUGCUGCCAGGACAAAUGGCUGGUCAAACCGUCACAUCCUCCUCCUCCACAUCCACGUCCUCUUCUUCUUCCUUUUCCUCCUUUUCCUCUCAAACCUCCUCAUCCCCCUCCUCCUUUUCUUUCUCCACCUCUGGUCCAACACCUCCGCCUACCACAAGCACAACCAGCCAAUCUGAGACCAACACCAGUGAGCCCCAGUCCCAGGAGAUGCCCCCAGACCUCAGCCAGCUUCUGGGUUCUCUCUUGGGGGUAGCCGGUGGGGGCGGUGCAGGCCCUGUAGGGGCCCCUUCAAUUACUGUCUCCACAUCUGGUGUCCCAGCCUUCAUCCAGGGAGUGAGUGAAUUUAUGCAGCAGGCCUCCCAACCCAUCUUCUCUCCACCUCCACCUCCCUCUGGUACCACUCCCGCUCAAGCUGCAGGCCCCAACCCCACACCCAUACCCCCAGGGGCAGCUGAGGCCCUCAACCCGGAGCUCUUCACAGGCAUCGUUCGUGGCGUCUUGAGCACCAUGAUGGGCUCUCUGGGCCAAGCCCAGAACGACACAGAGAGUAUUGCCCAGUUCAUGCAGAGGCUGUCCCAGGCAACCAAUAUCUUCAUCAGCCCUGAGGAUCCUACAGGGUUUUUUGGAGAGCUGCUGAUGUUGGUGUGCCAGACGUUCACCAUGUCAGACUUGGUGAUGCUGCUUCAUGGCCAGCACCAGCCCCUUGGCCGUAUCCAGCCUCAACUGUCCCAGUUCUUCACCCAGAACUACCUCAACGGCAGAGAGCCCACUGAUGAGAACAUUGCUGCUGCGGCUGACAGCCUUGUUAACGAACUGGAGGAGUAUAUCACUGAGAGCUUUAGAGAGUCUUCAGUCACAGUGUUGGAGGGCGUUGAUGUCACUCAGACCAACAUGUCCUUCUUCAGACAGCAGCUGAUGCACAUUGCCACACACAUUCUGCGUUGCACUGAUGACUCAUUUGGGCCCCGACUGCUACAGAUGUGUAACCAAGCACUGUUUGAGUGUCUUGCCCUGAACCUGCACUGCUUGAGAGGAGACCAGAGAGCCCUCACUGCAGUUAUCAACCACCGAAUACGGAGGAUGUCCAGUGACAUCAGCCCCAGCCUGGUCAACUGGAUGACCAGUAUGAUGACGAUGAGGCUGCAGGUCAUUCUGGAGCACAUCCCCAUCACACAGGAGCAGAUCCAGAACUACAUAGUUCACACACAGAGAGAUCAGUCUUCUGCAACUGGCACACAAGAGCCUGAACGAGCACAAAGUGCAACGGUAAGCAUGAUUGGGGACACCCUCUCACCAGCUGCAGCAACCACAGCAGAGGAGGCCAUGUCGGUGUCACACGACACGAGGGCAUCGUCACGGGAAACCAGGGUGUUGCCUGGGGACUUGGGAGCCUCGGGAGGAGCCGCACCAUUAGGUGGCGAAAUGGCAGCAGCAGGAGCUGAGGGAGGGAGUGAGGAGUCUGCUCGAGAGUCAGAGGCCUGGGCGGCUGCUGUUCCCCCUGAAUGGGUGCCCAUUAUCAGGUGUGAUAUGAUCACUCAGAGGAAGAUGAAGGCUCAGCCUCCAUUGUCGGACGCUUAUUUGCAUGGCAUGCCAGCUAAACGCAGAAAGACAGGACAGGCUGGUGGAAGCCUCCUCUCCCUCUCAGAUGCAGUGAAUCAAGCUGCCAGGACAGCAGGAGUGAAGCCCAUCACUUCUGCUGAGCAGUUACAAGAUGAUUUGGAGACCCAAGAGCUGAAAGAAGCGUAUGCAGAACAGGUUAAAGCAGACAUCAAGAAACGAGUGAGGGACGACCCAGAUUUUAACUCCCAGCAAUUCCCCAGCGCACACGGAGCUUUCUCGUCAGACUCAAGUUCAUCUGAUAAGAAACCUGCAAGACUCUAACCGUUUCCAUCUUCAUUAUUUCUUGGAUCUUCAUUCAACCACCACUCAACGCAGCUUCACCCUCAAAACUGUCUUCAUGCCUUUUAAGCAGUUAGCAGUUCUUUAGACUAAUUGCCUAAUGCUAAUGUGACUACUUCCCCAGUGCCUAUUUAUUUCUUUUUUUAAUUUUGGUCCAACAUUGCGAAGAGAAUAUUCCUUGUUAAAAAUGUAGUUAAGUUUGACUAAAUCAGGUCACUUUUAUUUUGUUUGGAUACAUGUGUAUGUCUGUAUUUUUUUGGCCUCUUAUCCUCAUGUUGCUUGGUUAAUAUGGAGCCUAAAUGCUCGUUACUUAGUGGACUUUUGCUUCCUCUCAAUAUUCUCAAGCGCAAGAGUACACUUUCAUGUGAUGAACAUGCUGUUUGGUACAUGAAUGUACAGUAAGCUUAAUAAAAAUCUUGAUACAA